Messenger RNA from Pogona vitticeps (central bearded dragon), 2392 nucleotides. RefSeq lists its product as uncharacterized. The record is from RefSeq and is a predicted model, not a curated record. NCBI's taxonomy places the organism in Eukaryota, Metazoa, Chordata, Lepidosauria, Squamata, Agamidae.
AGAAUAUGCCAAUGAUUCUGGUUCAGCAAUCAGCUUUUCACUCUCUUCAAAAUUGUGCAAAGAGAAAGGUUGGGUUUUUCAACAUUCUGACUGUGACCUGAAAGACCUAGAAUGGAAAGUACCAUAUGUCAGGGCAGUGGAAAGAUUACAAAAGGCUGAGUUGCAGAUCUCUGAGCAGCGGUCCAAGAUGAAAGAAUCAGGAUUUGACAAGACUCUUAUUCUUCGUCAUUAUGGUGAUGGCAGGAAAGAAGCCUUACCAAAAUACGUCAAAGGCUAUAGGAAUAAGAAAGACUCCUCUCAGGUCUUGUAUGAAAAACCUCGGUUACCAGUGAUCAAGCAGACUGAACCAGGCAUUAAAAAGCUGCACUAUCAAUUGAUUGAUGGAUCAUCUUUGAUUUAUUAUCCCUCUGGGAACAUAGCAGUCUGCCAGAGUUACUCUGAUGUUCCCGGUGGUGGCUUAUACACCAACAUAUUCAGUGAUUUUCCUGAUUCUGCUUUGCUUGGAACAUUUACUCCUUCUGGAAAUGGCAGUGUUUGCAUUCCAAACAGCAGCAACAUAGUACUGAUAUAUAAUCAGAAAGGAGGCAUGGUGACUAAUAAAGAUGGACAAAUAUUACGUAAGUGGAAAUGGCCUGGAGCAGGAAAACUUGAUGACCCAGUUAUUAUACAGGUAAACAAGUACAUCACUGUGAGGAUUGCAGGACGCUUUGCUGUUUCUUUGAUUUACAAGUGGCAGCAUGAAAGCGUACGCUUGUCUUUGUCAACCUCACAAGGCGUGGCUGUUCCACAGUUAGAAAGUCUGGACCAGAUCUUCACAGAAGCUAAGGUGACAUCUACAUUGGCCAAAGGGUUUACUAAAACACACAGCAAAAAGGAGGAGGAAAUAAAUACAUCUCUGAAAAAAAGAGUGAAUUUAUCAAAGGACACUAAGAUUUCUGGAAUUCCAGAAGAGAAUUUAAGCUGUGACUUCAAUGUUAUGACAGAAUUAAAAAAGCUGAGGCAGAAAAUAAAGAAUAUCCUGGAACAGUGGAUGGAAUAUUACCGGAUAGCAUUUGGAAUCAGCUUACCACAUCUACACAAAAGCUCAACUUUCCCUCAGAGGGGUGGCAAAAAAUGCAAAACACAACCUGCCUGUGCUUUCCUGGGGAAGAACAAAGGCUACGAGGCUGCUUUGUCACACAAUCUUCCUCCUUUCUACUCUGCUACUCGCACCGGCUUAACACAAGACAUGCCAUCUGAGUCUUCCAGAGCUCCUCAUUUACUGAGCAGCAGUUCAGAAAUAAAGCAGGUAGACACUGCUCAUAACAAAAAGUUUUCGCCAAAGCUUCCAAAAACAAGGUCUUCCAUGGCACAGUCUUUAGCCCACACCGCCUGCCCCGUGGUCCUUCAAAGAAACAUGCUGGGAGAGGAAGCCAAGAUAUGUAGGUGCAGCAACCAUCAGAUUCCAUCUGUGACCGACCUGGAGUAUGACCACCUGAUUAACAACCAGGCAUCUUCUCCAGAGCAAAUCACUGUGGUCUGGGUGACGGCAUCGCUGGGAGCAGCAAAUUAUGACCCUCGGAUGGAUGAGCACCUUGAGCAGCUCUAUGAGAGGAAGAACAAGAACAGGAGUAUGCCUUGCACCCAGGGUCGCCUGGACUCUUUUCGCCUGCUCAAAUACGAUAUCAGCUCAGCAGAUGAGUUUACAGGACACUGUGGUUCAUUAUUAGUGAAAAGGCAUAAUAUUGCUCCUGGCAUGGUUUUGAUGUAUAUUCAAGGAAAGCUACUCUUUGCCAACUAUAUUUUCAAUGGAUACAGCAAAUCAGCAAAAGACCUACAAAAACAAAUUGCCAUAACCAGGAGCAGCUAUAACAGGGGCUGUUAUUUACCUACUGAUUAUAGAUUCAGUCUGCAGAGUUAUCCUGAAUACACUGAAGCAACCAUUUCAGAUGAUGUUUCAAGAUGCAUUUGUUAUGCCAUGGACAGGAAAGAAAGUUCCUGUGAUUUUGAACUAUUCAACUUAUACAGGGAAGCUGCAUGCACUGGAAUACACAAGCAUUCAAAUUGAGAAGCCCAGUUUCAGUCUCUGACUACCAUGGACAUCUUUUCAGGCCACAGUGGAUCUCUGAUGUACUAAUAACAUUCAUUGUCUGCAAACCUAUCAUAAAACAUAAGGUGAUAAUUGUAUUGGACAGAAAAUCUUAAGUAGUAAAUAUGAAGUAAGGGGGAUAUAGGAGGAAGAUUUUGGAGAAAAUACUUCAGCAGGCUUUCUUUACUGAGGAAGAAAAAAGGUAUUGGGGGGACAAUUUUAAGAAACUAUCACCUUCUGAGUUAUAGUAUCGUACCCUCCACAAAAAAGAAGAAGAAAAAGCAAAGUGUUCCCCAUCGCACUUCAAGCACUCUCUGGGCUACA